Messenger RNA from Pomacea canaliculata, 4581 nucleotides. RefSeq names its product alpha-mannosidase 2C1-like. Gene Ontology annotation, molecular function: carbohydrate binding; alpha-mannosidase activity. Lineage: Eukaryota; Metazoa; Mollusca; Gastropoda; Architaenioglossa; Ampullariidae. Gene Ontology annotation, biological process: oligosaccharide catabolic process; mannose metabolic process. The record is from RefSeq and is a predicted model, not a curated record.
AAAACACACAGAUACACGACGAACUUGUCCGUGCAUACACCGUCCUUGGCCUGGAUAAACCACCUAACUUCCGCUGAGGUCUUGGUCAGCCAGAAGGGUGGGCGUGCAAGGGAGCAGUUUAGUCCGUCUUACUUGCGUGCACACAUGCACAGAGAGGAAAAGGUGUCAGAGAAGUGAGAGAGGUAGAGAACUGGUGGAAACAUUUAAUCACAGCAAUGGAGCCACACAUUACUUUCAAACACAGAAGAACAACUCUGGAGCGAGCUGAGAAGUUCAUAUCGCUUCAUCAUUUUGCUGAUAUAAACCUACAGAGCAGGCUGUAUCCAGAGAGGAUACCAGUCACCAGUGUAUCCCACUUUGCAGCCCCAGGAAGAAUAACAUAUGCUGAAGCCAUCCAAGGGAAAUUCAAACCAGUGAGUGGAGAUUCCUUUGGCCCAUCGUGGGCUACUCACUGGUUUUGCUUAAACAUAACUGUGCCUGACAACUGGGUACAUAAGGAAGUGAGACUCAUCUGGGAUUCAAGGAGUGAGGCCAUGGUCUGGAUUGAUGGACAGCCCAAACAGGGAUUAAGUGCAGAAAAAGACCGAUUUGAUUACAUUUUGUCAUACAAACAUGAAAAGAACAGUUUAAGCUAUCAAGUUUACAUUGAAAUGGCCUGCAAUGGACUGUUUGGUGUGGGGAAAAAUGGUAUGAUAGCACCAAGUGACCCCAGCAAAAACUUUACACUACAAAGAGUUGAGAUAGCAAUAUUUGACAGAGAUGUGUAUACCUUAAUACUUGACUUGGAAAUACUACAUGGGAUGAGCAAAGAACUUCCAGAGGCGGAGAGGGGUUUUCAAGCUUUGUAUGCAGCAAAUGACUUUGUCAAUACCUGUGAUCCGAAAAAUAGAGAAACUUAUCACAGAGCCAGUGACAUUGCAAAGAAAUUCUUCAAGCAAAGAAAUGGAGAAAGUCAGCACACCAUUUAUGCAAUGGGCCAUUCCCAUAUUGAUACAGCAUGGCUAUGGCCAUAUGCAGAAACUAUUCGUAAAUGUGCACGAAGCUGGAGCUGCACAUUAAGAUUGAUGGAGCAGUAUCCCAAUUUUACCUUCACAUGCUCUCAGGCACAGCAGUAUGCUUGGGUAAAAGAGUAUUAUCCAAGCAUAUACCAGGACAUCUGCAAGUUUGUAAAUGCAGGACAAUUUGUACCAGUGGGAGGCACUUGGGUUGAAAUGGAUGGCUAUGUGCCCAGUGGUGAAGCAUUUGUUCGGCAGUUUCUGUAUGGACAGCGUUUUUUUCAACAAGAGUUUGGAAUUAAAUGCACAGAGUUCUGGCUUCCUGACACCUUUGGAUAUUCUGGCCAGCUGCCCCAGAUCAUGAGACAAUGUGGCAUCACUCGCUUUCUCACCCAAAAACUGAGUUGGAACCUCAUUAAUAAAUUCCCGCAUCACACAUUUUGGUGGGAAGGGAUUGAUGGCUCUACAGUCCUGACUCACUUCCCACCUGGAGACUCAUACUGUAUGGAAUGUCAGGUUAAAGAGCACCAUACAUUUUGGUGGGAAGGAAUUGAUGGAUCUAAAGUCCUAAGUCAUUUUCCACCUGGUGACUCGUACCAUAUGGAGGGCCAGGUGAAGGAGAUAUUGUACACUGUGAACAACUUCAGAGACAAAGGCCGGUCUUCACGUAGUAUUUUUCUCUUCGGCUAUGGAGAUGGUGGAAAUGGCCCUGAUGAACAUAUGCUGGGUCGUUUGAAGCGCAUGGAAGACAUUGAUGGUCUUCCGAAAGUGAAGAUGAGCACACCCAAUGAGUUUUUCUCGGCUGUGGAGCAGGAAGACAGGGCUAGAUUGUGUACCUGGAGAGGUGAGCUUUAUUUGGAAUUGCACAAUGGAACCUACACAACCCACGCCCAGGUAAAAAGAAGAAAUCGUUGCUGUGAAUUUCUUCUUCAGGAGUUAGAACAGCUGUGGACAGUGGCUGUGGCUUUUAGAGGUAGUACUACUGCUGAAAGUCAGGAAUUAGAAGGAAACUGCACGUACCCAGACUGCAUAUACCCAGGCAAAGCUAUGGAGAGGCUGUGGAAGCUGGUGCUGCUGAAUCAGUUUCAUGAUGUGCUCCCAGGUUCCUCGAUCACCAUUGUAUAUGAUGAUGCUCACCAGUACUACAAAGAGAUAGAGAAUGAAGGUUCAGAACUCCUAAAAAAAGUUUUGUCUCUGCUGGGCACGUAUUUGAAUCAGGAAAGGAAGGUAGACGGUUCACCUUUGGUGGUGAACACACUAAGCUGGCAGAGGACAGCAGUUGUGGAAGUACCUCAAGAUAGAAGUAUUGAAUCAGCCCCACAGCAACACAUUCCCUCUCUGACUCAGAUUGACAAGAAGGCUAAUACACUUGCACUGAUUCAAGUGCCAAGUUGUAGUGUUGGUGGACUAAACAAUUAUUUGAUAGACAUUGAUAGCAAAAACUACGCUAGUGCUGUUGUUCAGGGAGACUUAAUUGUACUGCAUAAUUCUCACCUGCGUGCUGUGAUUGAUGCCUCUGGGCGUUUGGUUUCACUGCAACUUGCUGAAUCAUCCAUAGAAUAUUUAAAGAAAGGUUGCUGUGGCAACCAGUUCAUUCUUUAUGAUGAUGUGCCACUGUACUGGGAUGCUUGGGAUGUUAUGGAUUACAACCUGGAGACAAGGAGACCUUUAGAUGAUGUUAUCCGGAAAGCAGAAAUUACAGAGAAUGGACCACUGAGAGUUAGUGUGGAGGUGAGUUAUCAGAUCAGCAGCAAGAGUGUUAUCAUGCAGACCAUUCAGCUAGAUGCCAACUGUUCUUACAUCAGGUUUCAUACCAAGGUUGACUGGCAUGAGAAUCGUAAAUUCCUCAAAGUGGAGUUCCCGUCAUCAGUGCAUACAAUGGAGGCAACCUAUGAGGUCCAGUUUGGGGCUUUGCAGCGACCCAACCACUAUAAUACAUCUUGGGAUUCUGCCAAAUUUGAGGUGUGUGGUCAGAAAUGGGCAGACCUCUCUCAGUAUGGCAUGGGUCUGAGUGUGAUGACAGAUUCCAAAUAUGGCUACUCUGCUUUUGGGGGAGUUCUUCGCAUUUCUUUGCUGCGGUCACCAAAAGCACCUGAUGAUACAGCAGACAUGGGAAGUCAUGAGUUCUGCUAUGCUGUCAUGCCCCAUAAAGGCUCUUGGCAAGAAGCUGGUGUGGUGCAAGCUGCAUUUGAACUCAACCGUCCAUUGCACAUUUCUGAUUCUGUUCAGGUCACUUCUAGUCUUCCAAGGAGGUUCUUCUGGUUGGAUUCACAAGAAGUUUUAUUAGAUACCAUCAAAAUGAGUGAGGACGACUCUGCCAAGGUGCUGGUCUUGAGGCUGUACGAAGCUUAUGGAGGUCAGGUGCAGACAACUCUCAGGACUUCUUUGCCUGUGCACUCUAUUUGCAGAUGCAAUUGUUUGGAAGAGAAACUGGAAGGAGGCGAUGUUCCUGUCAUUUACAAGGACGGUGUAGUCAGCAUUCCCAUCCAGCUCACUGCCUUCCAAGUUGUAUCUUAUCUACUGACGAUUUAACUGGUCGGUCGGAUCUGCCGGAGGAAUUGUGAAAGAGGGGUCAGAGAAAGAGAACUAGCCAGACUGUGUUUAUCGCCCUUGAAAAGUCACGAGUUGAGUCCCAUGCUGGGGACAUGGUUGUAAGAGAGAACGCAACUACUUCAUAAUUUAGCCGCAUCUUAGUUUCCUUCGUGCGGUGAAUCCGUUACCAGUACAUGUAGUGCUGGUGCGCGAUCUCUGGCACUUCGUAGACACGGCAGCGCGCCCAGUCCAUCUUGCCUGCAAUAUGUUGGGAAGGCGCCGCGCUGUCCAUCAAUGUCAACCAACAGAUCAUCAUUAAUUUUAUUAUUAUUAUUGGCUGUCCAAUUAUUUCGACUUGUGUGCCAUGUGAUUUCAGUUAUCCUUGGGCAAUAGAGAGGUUACUUGACAACCACCCAUUUUGUUGUGUUAUCGACUAUUUGAUUCUGUUUACAGCCUUUUAGUUAUGCUUUGACUGUUUAUUUGUCGUUCUAGUUAAAAUUAAAAGGACGUGAAUUGGAAUUAAGGAAGAUUUUCUUUUAGACAGUCAUUUAAAGAAUGUUUUAUUUAUAUUUUGCGUGCUUUAGCCGUUCUGUUUAUAAAAUAGAAUGUUUCUGGUUUAGUUAGUGAUUUUGAUGGGUUGUAAAUUAAUGUCAGCCGUUAGUUUGAUGGAUUCGCCAAUGAAUGUACAGUCAGACUCCUGAAAGCCAUUGUAAGAUGCAGAACUGACAUUGCCAAUAAAUGACCUACUUAUUACAAAACUGCAUAACACACAUAACAGACAUUUUACAUUCUGAAUAAUUGUUGCGAUCUGUAAACUGCCCAAUAGAGGACAAUCCCAAGGCAAUAAAAGCCAGUGUCAGUGUGGUGUGUAAGAAUGUUUUGCAUUGUCGAGACCCUCGAUCUUCUGUGGAAACGUUUAAUGUUGCUUUCGAUUUCGUGGAUGUAAAAUUGCACUCUGAUCUGUAAAACGAAUUAAGUUUAGCAGUAAAAUGGAAUUAAUAACUUUAAUAGCAAAAUUAUACUCGUGUUUCAAUAAAGUUUGUUGGGUCCAUUA